GAAGAAGUCAAAGUCUAUGAUGAUAUAGACAACAGCACCCAAGGGGAUGAUGUGGAGGAUGCUGACUGUGAAGAGGCAGAUUUGUAUGAAAUCCCUGUUACCCAAACGUCUGAAGAGAGUCCCCAGUCGGUGGAACCUAUCAUCCGAGUGAUACACUGUGGCAAUGCAGAUGAUGCAUCCUCUGAAGAAGCCUCUUCACCUCAGCCAAGAAAGCCGCCCUUACCACCACGGAAGGAAACUGUUUCGGAUCCCCUUGUACAGAGUUCUUCUCUCCGGGAUUCAGGAUCUUCCCAGCUCAGAUGCUUACCCCCCCAGCUCCCAGCACGUCCACAGUUGGCAACUCGAAGCGAGAUUUAUGCUAUGACAUCUGAAAAAUCAGAGCAUACUGAUGACAACACAGAUGAGGAGCUUACAUCAUACGAAUCAAAUGAUUAUGAGCAUGAUAUGGAACUUCUCUCAAAACUAAGCAUCAAGCUGCCCAAAACUUUAAAAAAAAUGAAGAAGAUGAAGAAUGGCCGAAAAUCCCACUCUUCAUCACAGUGGAAUCUUGCUCAGCCUUUUAGAUCUUUGGAAGAUGUGAUUAUCUCGGGUGAACUUCACCUUAAACGGAAGCUCACCUGGAAUAAACGACUUGUGGCUGUCAGUGCUGGACGCUUGAUCUGUUACAAAUCUGAGAAGGAGCUGCGGCCGGGUUUGGUCAUCACUUUGGCAGGUUAUAAUGUCAGCUGUACGGAACGUGAGGGACGUCAUGGUUAUGAACUGAAGCUUACUCAACCAAUGUCAGAAACAUACCAUUUCGCAGUUGAAUGCAAAGACUGGGCCCAAACAUGGGCAGAGGUGAUCAAGUGUGUGGCUGAGGGGAAGCCUGUUCCUAACCGACCCCAACAUCUGACUAGAGCCAUCAGUGGGCAUUCAGAUUCAGGGAUGGGAAGUCGAUGGUUAACCUGGGCAAGUAUGACUAUGUUGAUUCAGAAUGAUGUAAGAGGAUCAGGCUCCAACCUUUCCACUGCUAGUAGUGAUCAUGGUAGCCAUGAUGAAAAUUUCCAUAGGCGGACUGGCAUUGAGGAUUUGGGCAAUGAGAAAUCUCAUCACUUGGGAAUGCUGGCUUCAAAAGCAUCCCAAUUCUUAGAAACGAUUGGUCGCAAGCGACAUUCGAGGAAGCCAUCAGAGCUGAAACUCAGCCGAAUAUCAUUAAAUUCUUCACCCAAGAAAAAACACUCCACACCAUCAUCUGACACAUCACCAGAGAUCUUUAAGUCUGAAAAACUGACAACUUUGUCUGAAAAUAAUCGCUGGCAGGACAUUAGCAUCAAGUGUAAAAGUUAUUUGAAUGUCUAUAGCAGUUUCAACAAGAGGCCGUGGGGCAAGCGAUGGUGUUUGGUAAAGUUGCACACAUUCGAGUGCUACCAGAACAGCAACAGUAAUAUUUGUGAACUGAACUUCUUGCUCAAGGAUUGUGUCGUUCGGUGGGCAAAGGAAGAGACAAAGAGUGAGCUAGGACUCAUGAUUUUAAAUAACAACAUUGAAAAAAUUACAGUAGAGGCUUUGAAUGAGACAGACAUGAGGAAUUGGCUGUCUGUGCUGAUGGAAGAGACAGCGACAAAACUGGUCCCUGAGGGCUUGGAUAAAUAUUUCGAAGAACAGCCUUACUCAGACAUUCCAAUGAGCAGACAGUCAAGUGUUAAAUAUUCUCAGCCUCAUGAAAGUGAUUAUGAGAGCUGUGAGCGGAAUCUUGCUUUGGAUGACAAAGUCUUUGAUGAAAAUUUAGAAACAGUUGUUGAAGAACUGACUAAACUCCAAGAAGAAGAAAGAACAGCAACAAAGGCAAAAGUGGUGUUAACUGCUCAAGUAAAACGCAUGAAUGUAAUUGACAGCACUGAGAAGUCAGUGGCUCCUGUAGAUGCCGAAACAUCUAAAAAUAACUGUGCCUUAUUUCCACAAAACGGUAAAUCUGAGAUGUCUGAGAGUUAUGACUCCAAGUUAUGGUUUGCUGAGGCUUCAGGCACUUCUGCUGAUCUGAUAUCAAAACACGUCCAAGACAUCCAGGAAUCUUACCUUACAGACUCGUCAGCAAGUGAAAAGAAUACCAGCACACCAGUUUCUUCACAAGCAACACCAGACAAGUCUUCAAGUACGGACAUCAGUGAGAAUGUUGACCCACUAUACUCAUGGAAUCCACAAUAUCGAAGCAGCGAGCUUCUCUCAGAGAAGGAUAUUGAGGCUUUGAUGCAGUCGUGGAAUGUGAAAACCAAAAUUAUCAAGCUUGAAGAGAAACAGCAGACUGACAUGCAUUCCAAACAGGACGGGAACAAAAAUGCCAAUUCCCGGCACUCAGUAGGUGCCUUAUCAACUCCAAAUAAGAGACCAUUUGUGUCAACCUCAAGAUCUGCUAACUUUUUGAGCAAAUACACUUUGGACAAUGUGGACAAUGUGGAAGACGCACCUUCUCUUAAUAGCACGCAUUCACCACCUAAAAACCUGGCUCCAAAUGGGUUUUCAACUGGGCGUUUUCGUAACUCAACUGGCCACGUUGAUGAUCAGAUUGAUUUACUGCAAGAACAACUAGAUGAUCUACGCUCAAAACUGGUGCUUCUCAAACAAAACAGGUUUUCUUGCCAUGACAUUUCAGUGCAAGCAGAUUGCAAUGAGGAAAAGCAGCCAGAGUAUAAUUAUAAAUACAUUCAACAUGAUGCUGAAAAUCAAGGAACAGACAAAGAGAUCAAUAGUAUGGAAAAGAAGAGGCGGGAAAAAGAUGAAGAAGAAAAUGAAGCUGAAAUAACUCAUUUCUAUGACACUUAA
Acanthosepion pharaonis is the source of this 2799-nucleotide messenger RNA. The record is from the annotation of a GenBank genome assembly. NCBI's taxonomy places the organism in Eukaryota, Metazoa, Mollusca, Cephalopoda, Sepiida, Sepiidae.